Molecule: messenger RNA, 1641 nt
Organism: Strongyloides ratti
Lineage: Eukaryota; Metazoa; Nematoda; Chromadorea; Rhabditida; Strongyloididae
Product: Lipid-binding serum glycoprotein, C-terminal domain and Bactericidal permeability-increasing protein, alpha/beta domain-containing protein
Exons: 3
Coding region: 1-1641 (546 amino acids)
Molecular function (GO): lipid binding
Source: RefSeq, a predicted model, not a curated record
AUGGUUUCAUUUAUUUGUUAUUCUAAUUUUUUUUUAAUAUGUUUUAUACCAUUGUAUUUUUGUAUUACUACUAUACCUAAUCAAUUAAGUGAUGAAAAAAAUCUUGGUUUUCCUGGUGUUAAAAUAAGAUUAACAAAUAAUGGUGUAUCAUUUAUUUCAAAAGUUGUUGGCAAUAUUUUGAUAACAGAAAUUAUGUCAGCUACCGUUAAUUUACCUCCCCAUAAAAUUCAAUUUAAUGAUGGAAAUGUUGAAUUAAAAAAUUUAAAAGUAAAAAUGGAAAAAAGUGGUCAUAAUGUAAAUAGUAAAUUAACUCCUCCAAAUAAUAUUAGUAUUGAAGUUUCUAAUCUUGAUAUGAAUAUUAAUGGUGAAAUUAAUGGUAAUAUUGAUAAGAGUAAACAUUUUGUUGGUGAUAUCUUAUUAUUAAAUAAUAAUUUUGAAAUAUUACUUGGAUUAAACAUAUUAAAUAAUAAUCAUGGUACACCAAAUAUUAAAUUAAAUUUAUGUAAAAUUAAAGAAAAUUUAACACCAAAAAUUAAGAUUACUAGUGGUACAUUAAGUAAUGAAGAUAAACAAAAAAUUGAAUUAAAUAUAGGAAAAGAGAAUAAAGAAAUUCUUGAAAUUAUGAUAUGUUCAAGAAUAGAAGUUAUAAUUGAAGAUCGAAUAAAUGAUAGAUUUAGUUUAAUACCAAGUAAAUUACCAAUGAAUACUCUUGCUGAAACAGCCAUAUUAGAAGAGGUAGCCUCAAGAAUGUUAUCAAGAAGAAGACAAAUACGUAAUACUGAAUAUUCAAGAACAAAAAGGCAAGCAUUAAGAUCAUUGUCAUCAAGUUUUAAUUUAACAAAAGCAAACAAUCUAUUAUUAGAUUAUGGAAUAGUUGGAGAACCAAGAGUAAUAAAAAAUGUAUUAGAAAUUGAUUCAGUUUCAGAAAUAUCUCUUAAUGGUAGAGGUGGAACACCAUUUGGUGCAAUGAAAUUUAACUAUCCAGAAGAUAUUAAAGAAGGUGUCAUGAUGCAGUUGAUUGUUUCAGACUUUGUUCCAAAUACUCUUAUGUAUCAUGGGCAUACUAUUGGUAUUUUUAAUACUAGAAUUGAUUCAAAAACACCACAUUUUUCAUCAAUGAUGAAAUCAUCAUGUAGUUUAACAUCUGGUGUCUUAUUUUGUCUUGGUGAUCUUUUUCCAACUCUUAAAAGAACAUUUCCAAAUCGCGAAUUAGCUAUGUUAUAUAAGACAAUCAAUGCACCUGUAAUGAAAUUUCAUGGAAAAUCAUCAGGUAUUGAAAAUACUGGUGAAGAAAAAAUAUUUGGUUCAUUUAUAAUUGAAGUCGAUAGUUCAAUGAAGAUGCGUUUAUCUAAUACAAUGACAAAACCUAAAGUAACAAUUGAAAAUAUGAAAUUUACAACAGAAUCACCAAAUGUAAUAACACAACAGGAAUUGAAUCAAGCUGGUAUCUUAACAAAAGAAGUUUUACAACGAAUGGUUAAUGAUAUGUUAAAAGAGGGAAUUCCAAUUCCAAUACAUCCACUUUAUAAAUUAGAUAAACCACGUGUAAGAAUAAUUGAAAGAGCAAUGUUAAUACAAACAAAUUUCAAAUUAAAUGAAAAACUUUUAAAACAACUAACUGCUGAAGAAGUAAGAUUGUAA